CCGUACGAGCGCAGUCGCGCGUUCGCUCACGUUUCGCCUCGCCGCCCGUGCAUUUAUGCUCGCAUGCAGCACCCGGGAUUCUGCCUCGAAAUAUGAUCCCCCGACGCUGUUGCGGUGUAGGCUACACGGUACAAGAUGAGAUUCACGAGUGUACAGCCAAAGUACCAUAUGAUGGGCCAGGCGGCGCCGGAACGCAAAGCGGGCGGCAAGCGCGCGCGCUGCUGGCUGUGGCUGGGGCUCGCGUUCACCGCCGCGCUGCUCUACCUGGCCAGCGUCGCGCCCACCGCCUACCACCGACACAUCCUGCCAGGGAUGGUGGCGGUGGAAAGCGAGGAGGAGCGCCGGCUGGCGGCGCAGUCGUCGGCGGCGAGCUUCGCGGUGGACACGGCGGGCUGCCGCAUCCCGGCGCUGCAGGCCUGGGACCCGCAGGUGCGACGUUUCGUCGAGCCCCCGCCGCACAUCGACUGCGGCCGGCCGCGGCUCGUCACCUCGGACGACGCGCGCCUCUACAUCCGGAGGGAGCGUCUACGAUUGUACAACGUCAGCUCAGAUUUUAGCUGCUGCUACCGCCGAUUCUGGCGGCCAGAUGGCGACCCCAAACACUAUUCACACGGCGUCGACGACGCAAUUACGAUGGCUGAGGAGUGCGUGCCGUUCGAGAGCGGCACCGACGUGUCCGGGGAGGAGUUCGUGAAGGUGGAAUGCCGCUCGCCAACCAAUGGCAGCGUCGUGUUCCGCGACUACCACGCCUUCGUGCCGCUCAAGCCCCGCGUCGAGGAGCGCGUGGUCAACCUCACCGACGUAGGCGACGACGACGAGUCCUUCUCUGAGCGGCCCUCGGUGCUCAUCGUCGGCAUCGACGCCGUCUCCAGGCUCAACUUCCACCGCCAGAUGAACGGCACGCUCGCCGAGCUACGCAGGCUGGGCGCCAUCGAGAUGCUCGGCUACAACAAGGUGGGCGACAACACUUUCCCGAAUCUCGUGCCGGUGCUGGCGGGCAUGUCGGAGGCGGAGCUGCGCAAUGCGUGCUGGCCGAACGACAAGGUCGCCUUCGACGACUGCCCCUGGCUCUGGAAGACCUUCCACGCGGCCGGCUACCGCAGCGCCUUCGGCGAGGACGCGCCCUGGAUGGGCAUCUUCAGCUACCUCAAGGUGGGCUUCGUGCUGCAGCCAACAGACUACUACCUGCGGCCGUACAUGAAGCUGUCCGAGGACGACGUGGGCCACAAGAAGCCGAUGAACGCCAAGCUGUGCACGGGGUCUCGGCUGACGGCCGAGGUGCUGCUGGAGUACGUGGGCCGGCUGGGCCGCGCCCUGCUGACGUGCCGGCGCCGCCUCUGGGCGCUCUUCUGGGGGGCCUCGCUGUCGCACGACAUCCUCAGCUACCCCGCCGCCGGGGACCGCCUCUACGUGCGCCUGCUCAGGGACCUCGAACGCUGCGGGGCCCUCAACCGCACUAUAGUGGUGGUGAUGAGCGACCACGGCAUUCGGUGGGGCGCGAUCCGCGAGACGUACCAGGGCCGCCUGGAGGAGCGCCUGCCGAUGCUGUCGGUGCUGCUGCCGGCGGGCUUCCAGCAGCGCUACCCGGCGGCGGCGGCCAACCUGCGGCGCAACGCGCGCCGCCUCAGCACGCCCUUCGACCUGCACCGCACGCUGCUCGACGUGGCGCACGCGCCGCGCGGGCUCGACGCAGACUCCCUGCGCGUGCGCAGCCGCGCCGCCGCAGAAGCGGCCGCCUCCGCCGACUCCUCGCAGGCGGCGCGAGGACUCAGCCUCUUCACGGAGCUACCCGCCGCCAGGACCUGCGCCUCCGCCGGCGUCGAGCCACACUGGUGCACGUGCCAGGAGAGUCGCCCGGUAUCUACAGACAGCGAGGAGGCGGUGCGCGCAGCGACCUUCGUGGUGACGCAGCUGAACUUGCUCCUGGGCUCGCACCGCGAGUGCGCCCGGCUGACGCUCGCCGAAGUCCGCGACGCACGGCUGCUGGUGGCCAGGAAGUCGCAGCUGGACGGCGCAGACGGCGCGCACGCCGCCCCGGUGGACGUGCUGGUGACGCUGCGCACCAGCCCGGGCGACGCCGUGUUCGAGGCGACGGUGCGCCGCCGCCCGCACGAGGGGGACAUGGCGCUCGCCGGCGUCGUCAGCCGCCUCAACCAGUACGGCAAGCAGAGCGCCUGCAUGACGAACUUCCGGCUGAGACUGUACUGCUACUGCCGGACGUCGUGAGUGUGCCGAGGACAACGUUUUCAACUCUUUGCACACCUGAGUUAUGGCCCCAUCUAUCCACAACUGAAGUCGGAGCUACGAUGAGGAGUGACCAGACUGAUAUUUCAAAUUCGCAAGCUACUAGCGACACCAGUUAAUUACAGA
Messenger RNA from Schistocerca piceifrons (Central American locust), 2370 nucleotides. RefSeq lists its product as uncharacterized. The record is from RefSeq and is a predicted model, not a curated record. The coding region runs from base 136 to 2226 and encodes 696 amino acids. NCBI's taxonomy places the organism in Eukaryota, Metazoa, Arthropoda, Insecta, Orthoptera, Acrididae. The transcript has 11 exons.